CCCCUGAUUGGCACAGAAGCCAGGAACUGCCAAGAGCUGUUGGGUAAAGGGAAGAUCCUGAGCGGCUGGUACACCAUCUACCCCCAGGGCUGCAACGCCACCACCGUCUUCUGUGACAUGGACACAGAUGGAGGAGGAUGGAUCGUUUUCCAGAGGCGCUGGGAUGGGUCAGUGAACUUCUUGCGAGACUGGGUUUCAUACAAACGAGGCUUUGGCAACCAGCUGACGGAGUUCUGGCUGGGGAAUGACAACAUCCACUUCCUCACCUCGCUGGGGCCCUGUGAACUCCGUGUUGACCUGAGAGACUUUGAAAACAACUACUAUUUUGCCAAGUACGCUUCAUUCCGAGUUUUAGGAGAGUCUGAGAAAUACAAACUGGUUCUAGGAGACUUCCUUGGUGGAAAUGCCGGAGACUCCUUAUCGUACCACAAGGACAUGCCAUUUUCAACGACAGACCAGGACAACGACAUGAGCUCCUUUAACUGUGCCACAGAGUACAAGGGAGCGUGGUGGUACAACGACUGCCAUUACUCCAACCUGAACGGGAUGUACUGGCCGGGUGUUCACGUGAGCUAUGCCGAUGGCAUAAACUGGAAGACGGGCAAAGACUACCAUUACUCCCAUAAGCGAACGGAAAUGAAAUUCAGGCCAGUUUAACAUGGCAAGAGGUGUCCAGCCAGCACCAACUGGUGCCACUCAGCCACCGAGAGAAGACA
This is a messenger RNA of Apaloderma vittatum (bar-tailed trogon), 716 nucleotides long. RefSeq names its product ficolin (collagen/fibrinogen domain containing lectin) 2 (gene FCN2). The record is from RefSeq and is a predicted model, not a curated record. The annotation marks the transcript as partial. The transcript has 4 exons. NCBI's taxonomy places the organism in Eukaryota, Metazoa, Chordata, Aves, Trogoniformes, Trogonidae.